Molecule: messenger RNA, 265 nt
Organism: Paramecium sonneborni
Lineage: Eukaryota; Ciliophora; Oligohymenophorea; Peniculida; Parameciidae
Source: the annotation of a GenBank genome assembly
AUUAAUUAUAAGGAAAGAUGAUAAGAAGUGGGGAAAUGAAAAUAAUUCAAUAAUAAUUGUAUUUUUCAUUUAAGAGAGUGUAAUAAUAGAAAAGAGGGAAUGGUAUAAUUUGAUUGGAAAAAUAAGUUUAAUGAUAUGAUUUCAAUAAUAAUGUAGAGAAUGAGACAUUGUACUUUCGACAUCAAUAGUUUUGGAUUCAUAUGGUUAGAUUUGGAUUUUUGGAGGGUUUCUGUAAUAUUUUGAGACAGCAGGUAACUUUACUCUA